Molecule: messenger RNA, 1557 nt
Organism: Caenorhabditis auriculariae
Lineage: Eukaryota; Metazoa; Nematoda; Chromadorea; Rhabditida; Rhabditidae
Source: the annotation of a GenBank genome assembly
AUGCACCUGAACGGGGCCCUUCUCAAGUACUUUUCCUGCCUGUUCCCGUAUUUUUUCCGGGAAAAGACGGCGAAAGUCGGCGACGAGCCGGCCAAGCUGCCCACCUGCUGCCGGACCCUCGAUGAUCCCAACACGGAUGCGGUAUUUUUUAAAUUUUCUUGAGAAAAAUAUCGUUUAACGAAGCCUUAUUCUGGCCUUCUGAAUCCAUGAAGUGACGUCACAGAUCAAAAACUCCCAAAAAAAUUCCAUUAUCUCAGCUUUUUUUUAAGGAUUUUCCGAGAAUUUUCCUUAAGUUAUGACUUUUCAAACUUUCGACAUCAAAUUUUCAGAUUUUAAGCUUCAUUUCUGUUAAGAGCAUACUCUAGGAAUCUAAAAAAGGAAGUUUUGGGACGGUAGCCACUUAAGGGAUCUUCAAAUAGACCUUCAGUGAACACUUGAGCAAAUUUUCAAAAUGUCCAAACUUCACACUGAAUGCUUUCCCUUGACAGUAGUGUAUUUUAGAUCAACAGAUUUUACGAGGUUUUAAUUGAAAAUUGGAGAUUCGAAAGGUCUUGUGCGCUCCAAUGAGAAAAGAAGUGAAAAGUUCAUUUUUAUUAAAAAUGUGGACCGUUUCGUUCUUAGGAGUUUUAGAGUGGUCCCUAUAGGGGUUAGAGGGGAAAAGCAGCUCCUGAAGGGACCAAAAAAGAGGGCCCUUUAGGGGUUUAGGGUCUGAAACCAGCGGCUCUAAAGCUUAAGUGGUCCCCAUAGGGGUUAGGGGAAAAACAGCUCCUAUAGAGACCGAAAAAGUGGUCCCUUUAGGGGUAAAGUCAAAGUGGUCCCUAUAGGGGUUUAGAGUCUGAAUCCUUAGACCCUGAAGCUCAAGUGGGCCCUAUAGGAGUUAGGGGGAAAAACAGCUCCUAUAGAGACCGAAAAAGUGGUCCCUAUAGGGGUUUAGGACCUGGCACUAGGUCCUAAAACUUAAGUGGUCCCUAUAGGGUUUAGGAUCUGGCACUAGGCCCUAAAACUCAAGUGGUCACUAUAGGGGUUCGGGGGAAAGUCAGUCCCUAUAGGGGCCGAUAAGUGGUCCCUUCAGGGGUAAAAUCAAAGUGAUCCCUAUAGGGGUUUAGGGUUUGUCCCCAGAGCUACUAAAGGUUAAGUGGUCCCUACAGGGGUCGAUAAAUUUCAUUCAAAAAAACAUUUUUUUUUUAAAUUUUUCCACAUAGAAGUUCUUCUUCGUCGCUAGUUUAAAAAAUCCUAUAGGGACCACUUUUGCAAGCUUCAGUGGUCCCUACAGGAGUUGGUAAAGCGGUCCAUGGAGAGAACCCUCCAAGGGCUUAUAAGGUCGCCCCUAUAGGGACCACUCUGGAGUUGCUUAGUUUGUCCAAAGAAUUUAUUUUGAUUCGAAGAUUAUAGUUCUUGGAACACCUUGAUUUUUCUCAGAAGACCAUUUUCAUGUGCGAAAAUUGUACCAAAUUGCUUCGAAAUUUAAAAAAAAUGACAUAAAGUUUCUUUUUUCAGCGCCUGAAAUGCGUGGAGCAGCUCUACAAGCGAAGCAACUCGGAGAUUUUUGUGUAUUAA